This is a messenger RNA of Suillus fuscotomentosus, 1074 nucleotides long. RefSeq lists its product as uncharacterized. The coding region runs from base 1 to 1074 and encodes 357 amino acids. Lineage: Eukaryota; Fungi; Basidiomycota; Agaricomycetes; Boletales; Suillaceae. The transcript has 6 exons. The record is from RefSeq and is a predicted model, not a curated record.
AUGUCUUCAUGUUGUGUGAACGGCUCCUCAAAUCCAAUCAAAGCAGGAAAAAUGAGAGUUCCGACAUGGCCGACACAAGACAAAAAGCCUAUUUGGCGACUCCUUAACAAGAGUGGACAGACAUUAACAGUUGUCGAUGUUGCAUUUCCGACUGGGACUGACCUAAUGAAACACAAGGGCCGAGAUAAAGCAAGUGUCAGCAAGUGUCACCUGUGGUUUGUCACACGGAACUGGAUUCCAGACAAUGUUUACGAAUCUUGGAACACUCAACCGGUCGUAGCUGGUUCAGAUUCCGAACACGAUGAUUGCAGUGAUGUGCUUUUGUCUGACGUGGACAGUCUCAAUGAUUCAUUUAUCUCCAAGUCGGACAAUGAGCUUGCGAGUUCUUUGAUGGAACUGGAGUUGACUGAUGCUGAAGUCGAGGAUCCCAAAGGCAAAGGAAAAAUGAAGGUUGUAUUGCCAAAGAGAACUAACAUGAAACAAACUCGCACAGUUCUUUCCCCUGAGCAAUCGCCAUCGGAGGUUCAGAGAGCAAUUCGAAAGAAAAGUAAAGUUAAACAGGAAUCAGCUAAUGAUGUUCAAGCUGCCAUUCCCUUGUUUUUUAUGGAAUCUGGGCCAUCGACAGGCUCUCAGCCAUUUCCGUUGACUCAACUUGCUCAGUCCAAUAGCCUCAAAACGGUGUUGUUCCGUAGCAGUCCACUCGGAGUGCCAGCUGGUACUGCCAUUCAAUUCCUAAAGUCGAAGAGUGCAUUAUCAUCCCCACCUGAAUUUGUGUCAGUCAGUGAGGCGGAUGUCUUGUGGCGCAGUCGAUCACACAUUGACGACCCUUUUGCACCGGAGCAGAUCAAUCCCUGGGAUUCUCACUAUUCCAUGAAGCCCACUAACCUCCAGCUCAUUACCAUUGCCCAGACAUAUCAGGUUGUUUUUGGAAUUUUCAAUUUUAGUGUGAGAUACUUUUACGCCGUUUUACCGUCACAUGAUGUCUGGAUUCAGCCGGAUUCUUGGAACCCUUCUGCUUUUGGGGGCGGGCAAGUCUUUGCGUGCCGAUUUGCAUUCUUUCUAACCAAACAUUAG